AUGGUCAGGGCAGCCGAGGGUGGAGGGGAGCUCCGAGACGAUGCGCAUGGUGUUGUUGACCUGCGUCUCCAUCGCUUCACCUGGGGUGUUGAGAUGACAUACUGCACGCCAUACCUUCUCUCGCUUGGCCUGUCGAAAGGGCAAACGUCGUUGGUUUGGGUUGCGGGCCCCCUAUCGGGCUUGAUUGUGCAACCCAUAAUAGGGGUCAUUGCAGAUGAGUCGACGUCAAAAUGGGGCAGGAGACGACCUAUUAUCGCCAUCGGCUCUGUCAUUGUUGCCCUCAGCCUGCUGGCCCUGGGUUUCACGAAGGAGCUCGUUGCGUCCUUCAUCUCAGACCCCGAUACGGCGCGGGUAUUGACCAUCAUGAUGGCUGUCUUGUCGCUCUACAGUGUCGAUUUCUCCAUUAACGCAGCUAGCCGCAUGAACUCCCUGGGGCACAUCAUCGGCUAUGCCAUGGGAGCAUUGGACCUCGUCCAGAUCUUUGGUCCGAGGCUCGGGGAUACCCAGUUCAAACAACUCACCGUCAUUGCUGCCCUGGGCAUGCUGCUCACCUCGGGUAUCACCUGCUGGGCUGUCACGGAGCGUAUUCUUGUCUCGGUGCGGCACGACCCUCGGCGGGCCCAGGGUCGUUUCAAGGUCGUUCGACAGAUUUAUUCCACCGUGCUGACCCUUCCCCCCCGUAUCAGGGGCAUCUGUAACGCUGUGUUUUGGUCCUGGAUCGGCUGGUUCCCAUUCAUUAUCUACAGCAGCACCUGGGUCGGCGAGACUUACUUCCGUUAUGAUGUCUCGCCCAACGCCAGGGACUCGAACGAUGCUCUGGGUGACAUGGGCCGUAUUGGGAGCAUGGCUCUAACCGUGUACUCGACUGUCUCUUUCAUCAGCGCUUGGAUUCUCCCCGCUCUGAUCCAGGCCCCGGAAGACGAAACCUUCACGCACCGCCCGCCCGCCAGCCUCGCCCCCUUCAUCGAGACAUUCAACAAGGUCAAGCCGGACUUGCUGACCGCGUGGAUCGCCAGCAACGUGCUCUUUUCUCUCGCCAUGUUCUUCACCCCCUUUGCGACCUCGUUCCGUUUCGCCACCAUAAUCGUCGCCUUCUGCGGCAUCCCGUGGUGCGUCUCGCAAUGGGCCCCGGUCACAUUCCUCGGCGUAGAAGUCAACAAGAUCAGCGGCUCCUCCGACGCCGGUCCGACCAUCCGCCCCACCUCCCGCCGCCGUUCCAACGACACCAGCAGCAUCGAGAUGCUCCGCCUCGAGCACGGCGCUGCCGCAGACGGCAGCCUCCUCGAAGCCGGCACCACACCCACCUCCGCCGGGGCGCACAGCUCGACGGGCGAGCUGAGCGGCAUUUAUUUCGGCAUCCUCAACAUCUACGUCACCAUCCCUCAGUUCCUCAGCACCAUCAUGACCGGCGCCGUCUUCGCCCUGCUCGAACCCGGCAAGAGCCCCGAGCUGGCCGCCGAGGCCCACCCGGCCGAGCAGAGCGACCCCUCGGGCCCCAACGCCAUCGCCGUGUGCAUGUUCCUCGGCGCGCUGAGCUCCCUAGUUGCGGCGUGGUCGACGGCUAAGUUGAGGGGGUUGUAA
Molecule: messenger RNA, 1581 nt
Organism: Chaetomium globosum CBS 148.51
Lineage: Eukaryota; Fungi; Ascomycota; Sordariomycetes; Sordariales; Chaetomiaceae
Exons: 4
Coding region: 1-1581 (526 amino acids)
Cellular component (GO): membrane
Molecular function (GO): sucrose:proton symporter activity
Source: RefSeq, a predicted model, not a curated record